GAGGGGGCGGUCCCAGCUCUGAUUGGACAGACACGCUGUUACGCAGUGACGUGUGGGGCCGACAGGUAGAGGGCAGGGGCAAGAUGGCGGCUGCCGCAGGGGCACUGAGGAGGCUGGUGCGGUGCGGGCCCCAGCAGGGCCUGGGGCGGCGGCUGCAGCUGCGCAGCGGGAUUCACGGCUCCGCGCCGGCGGCCGUCCAGGUGACGGUCCGUGAUGCAUUGAAUCAGGCAUUAGAUGAGGAGCUGGAGAGGGAUGAGAGAGUAUUUUUGUUGGGAGAGGAAGUCGCCCAAUAUGAUGGUGCAUACAAGAUUAGCAGAGGUCUCUGGAAGAAAUAUGGAGACAAGAGAAUAAUAGAUACUCCUAUAUCAGAGAUGGGCUUUACAGGAAUUGCUGUAGGUGCUGCUAUGGCUGGGUUGAGGCCGAUUUGUGAGUUCAUGACCUUCAACUUCUCCAUGCAAGCAAUUGAUCAAGUUAUAAAUUCUGCUGGCAAGACACUUUACAUGUCUGCAGGCAUGGUGCCUGUCCCAGUUGUCUUCAGAGGUCCCAACGGUGCCUCAGCUGGAGUAGGAGCACAACAUUCACAGUGCUUUGCUGCUUGGUAUGGGCAUUGUCCUGGACUGAAAGUAGUCAGCCCUUGGAGUUCAGAGGAUGCUAAAGGUCUGCUUAAAGCAUCAGUUCGGGAUGACAAUCCAGUUGUGAUGCUGGAAAAUGAAUUGAUGUAUGGAGUCCCUUUUGAAAUGGCAGAAGAAGCUCAAUCAAAGGACUUUCUUGUUCCUAUUGGAAAAGCCAAAAUAGAAAGGCAAGGAACCCAUGUUACUUUAGUGUCACACUCCAGAUCUGUUGGACACUGUCUGGAAGCAGCUGCUGUACUUGUCAAAGAAGGUGUGGAGUGUGAGGUGAUAAACCUCCGUACCAUUAGACCAAUGGAUGUGGAAAGUAUAGAAGCCAGUGUUGUGAAGACAAACCAUCUUAUAACAGUGGAAGGAGGCUGGCCACAAUUUGGAGUAGGAGCAGAAAUUUGUGCUAGGAUCAUGGAAGGACCUGCCUUUAAUUAUUUAGAUGCUCCAGCUGUGCGUCUCACAGGUGCAGAUGUUCCUAUGCCUUAUGCAAAGAUUUUGGAAGAGAACUGCUUACCUCAAGUGAAAGAUAUCAUAUUUGCAGUGAAGAAAGUGUUAAAUAUCUAGGUUGUAUAUACAGCAUGCCCUUGCAACAUGUGUGUCUUAAGAAGAGCAUUAAUGGAACGGACUACAACCAUGUAUUCAUAACAAUGUUAUAUAGCUCUGUUGACCUCUUUGUACUGAGGGAAAGGUUUAGGUGACCUUUUAAAUGUAUUUAAUCUGUGUU
Messenger RNA from Trachemys scripta elegans, 1344 nucleotides. RefSeq names its product pyruvate dehydrogenase E1 subunit beta (gene PDHB). Gene Ontology annotation, molecular function: pyruvate dehydrogenase (acetyl-transferring) activity. The record is from RefSeq and is a predicted model, not a curated record. Gene Ontology annotation, biological process: pyruvate decarboxylation to acetyl-CoA. The transcript has 10 exons. NCBI's taxonomy places the organism in Eukaryota, Metazoa, Chordata, Testudines, Emydidae. The coding region runs from base 84 to 1184 and encodes 366 amino acids.